UCGCCUUAACCCUCCUGCUGCUUGAGUUUUCAUCCCAAGCCUCUGCCACGCAAGCCCUCCCGCCCGCUGCUACAAGCCUCUGCCGCGCAACUCCUCUCGGUCUCUCUCAAGCUUUUCGUCACGAUCUUCAGGUAGCUUCCAUGGGAAAGAAAGCGAAGAGCUCAAGGAAGGGGAAGAAAGCUUGGAGAGCCAACAUAAGCACUGCCGAAAUCGAAGACUUCUUCGAGAAAUCCACCAAAGACGCGCUCUCCGGUGGCUCCCUCACCGAUCUUCCCAGCGACUCUCUCUUCUACGUCGACAAGUCUAAAGAUCUGUCAGUGAAGAGAAAGAUUGAGAAACAUAGGGAGAAAGUGCUUCGCAGUGAGAGUGUGCUUCAAAAGAACCCCUUUGUUCAAGCAGUGCCUUCUUCACUAAAGAAUGCUAAGAAAUUGAAGAAAAAGCAGAAAGAAGUCCCAACAUCAAAUGAUGCAGCUGUUGUUGCUUCCAAGGAAAAUUGUGUUUCUGUUUCUGGCAUGGUUGACUUAUGGGAAGGUGAAGGUGAAGGUCACAACAAGGGGAAGAAGAGAACCAAACCAACACCAAUUCCAGCUGUUGAAGUGGAGCCUCCAGGAUGCUCAUUCAAUCCUUCAUUUGAAAGUCAUCAGGAUUCACUGGCUAAAGCUGUUGCAGAGGAAAUGCAGAAAGUCUAUAAAAAGGAGUUGGGACCUCAGCCGGUUCCAUUAACUGUUACUGGUGAGAAGAUUGAUGAAGAAGAUAUGUACUUUCUUGAUGCUGAUGAUGGGAGUGACGAUGAUAAAAAUAUGGAGAGCGACAACGAAGAUAUUGCACUUGAGAAGAGGUCGGCAAAGAAAACCAAGAUGGUUACACGAGUUGAGCUAAAUAGGAGAGCUAGACGGAAAGAACGACAGAAAAUAGAAGCUAAAGAAAAUAAGAAGGAAGAAAUUUCAAAAGAGAUUGAAUCCUUGCCUCAUAUUCUUCAAGAGAUAGCCAGAGAAGAUGAGGAGAAGCAUAAAAGAAAAGUCCGCCGGGUUAUAGCUAAGCAGGAAAGACUGAAGGCGCGUCCCCCACGCUUGGGAAAGCACAAGUUUCAGUCAGCUCCUCAACAAGUCCUGUUAUCAGAAGAAAUCACUGGAUCUCUCCGCAAGCUGAAGGCCUGUUGCACCCUUGCAAGGGAUCGGUUCAAAAGCUUUGAGAAAAGAGGAUUGAUUGCCCCAACAGCCAAGACUGGGAAGAAAUAGAGAUUCACAUACGGAGUCCGUAACUGCUCUAGCUUUUGUGGGACAAGGUCUUUUGUUAUCUGGACAACAUUCAAUCAAGAGAGAGCUUGCAAGUUUGAUCCCUUGUCUGCCAUUGGAAAGCAUUUUGCUUGUGUUUUAGGUUGUUUGGUUAUAUGCAACUACGCAACUAGCAACAUUUUUACUCAUUUUUAACCAAUGUAGUAUUUACCCCUAUAUGUCCAUGGAAAAUUGUUCUAUUCUAUUAUGGUUUUAUUACCAUCACCAUAUUUUGCCAGUUUGUGCCAGCGCUGGCCAAUUUUAAAUUAAGAUUGGAGUUUAACUCUAUUUUGAUUAAUUUCUAUAGAUUAAUUGCUAUUGGUAAUUCUA
This is a messenger RNA of Tripterygium wilfordii, 1604 nucleotides long. Its product is annotated as ribosome biogenesis protein NOP53. The transcript has 12 exons. Gene Ontology annotation, biological process: rRNA processing; ribosomal large subunit assembly. Gene Ontology annotation, molecular function: 5S rRNA binding. Gene Ontology annotation, cellular component: nucleolus. The record is from RefSeq and is a predicted model, not a curated record. The coding region runs from base 141 to 1238 and encodes 365 amino acids. NCBI's taxonomy places the organism in Eukaryota, Viridiplantae, Streptophyta, Magnoliopsida, Celastrales, Celastraceae.